GCUUGCUCGAGUUCCCCGACGUUGAACGUCGCUUCUUUAUCUUUGCACAGUGGCACGACAGCGCCAACAUGACAGACUCAGCACCCUCCUCAUCACCAAAGUCUGAAUCUAGCAAUUCCAGUGAGCAACAGCCCACAGGUCAACCCAAGAAUCAACAACAAGAGCCGACUCAGUCGCCUUCCACAGUCCCAAGUGCGGAUAUUGUAGACAGGCGAGACUUAAUAACAAAGGCGAGGGUGUUCUUGAAUUCCCCGCAAAUACAGUAUCAAGAUCCGACAGCAAAGCGAAGGUUCUUGGUCGAGAAAGGCCUCAGGGAGGAUGAGAUUGAAGGCCUCCUUAGAGAACAGGCAUACGCACCGGUGAUUCCACCCAGAACUUACCCGCAGGCACCCCCUUCGAACCUUCCAACUUUACUGUUGGGGUUGGCGAGGCUGUUCUCGUGGUUGGGCAUGGGCUCUGUUGCAUUGAUUUUCGUAUAUUACCGAUUCCUGCUUCCUAAAAUCACUCGGACCGCACAAGCUCGGCAUUCGCUCAGAACGCACCAUAUUUCACUCAUGCAGAAACUGACUGCAUCACUCGCCUCUUUGAAGGAGGCACAAACACAAUCACUCGCUGAGCUCCCCCGUCAUGAUCCCUACCAUGAACGCCCACAGUUUGCCAAGUGCAGGACCCUUUCGCAGGUGCUGAAGACGCUUGGUGACGGUGAACCCGACUACUCGCAGAUCCCACCUGUUACGCUUCUUCGAUGCGCUAUUUCCGAGCUUGCUAAAGGGAAGACGGGAGAUGAAGCUCUGCCAUCCACAGAGGAGGUGUUCUUGAUAUUGGAAGGCAAGAUUCCGUGGUUAGCUUCGCCAGAGGCGUACGAUUUCAAGAAAAAGGUUUACGACACAUUGCUUGAAUGCCCCCGGUUUGUGGAGGUUAACCGUAAGGAUCGAGGGGACGAUACGCCAGCGGCACUGAAAUGGAAAUACGAAGCACCUCCCCCAGUGGAACCAUCGCCCCUUGUCCAGUCACUGUCUCGUCUUGAGUCGGCGGUUCCAAAACAACAAGAGCCUCGAUCCAGUGUCUUCCAACACACUUUAGAAACCCUGACAGAAAUCACGGGAUACAUCAGCAGUCAGGUUUAUGUGCCUUAUCGACCGCCGCCUGGCGGUCUUGGUUUCUCGGGGUCCUAUGGUCUUAGUCCCGCUGAGGAGGCGUUGAAGAAAGAGAUCCGUGCAUUGAAGGGCCUGGCUUUAAAUAGGUAUGCAAUCUGUAGAGCUCAUCGGGGAGACUAUUGA
Coprinopsis cinerea okayama7#130 is the source of this 1280-nucleotide messenger RNA. RefSeq lists its product as hypothetical. The transcript is spliced from 4 exons. Bases 69 to 1280 code for a protein of 403 amino acids. The record is from RefSeq and is a predicted model, not a curated record. Lineage: Eukaryota; Fungi; Basidiomycota; Agaricomycetes; Agaricales; Psathyrellaceae.